CGAAAAUGAAGAGCAGGCGGCUAGUGAACCCUAAUUAGUUGUCGGUGUUUCUUGGAAGAGUUCAUCUCUGUUUUCUUCGUCUUCUUCCCCGAUAUCAAUCAGAGAUGCGACCCACAUCACAAACUCAUUAAAGCUUUCAACUUUCAACCUCUCAGCGAAGCGCUGCCCCAUUUCUCUCACCUCUUCGCUGGGGGAACCAUAACUUUUACACCUCCUCGCAGUGCAAGUUGAAUUGCACGCACAUGUUAGCGAAAGCCCAUAAUAAAGGGGAUGGAUCUAAGUCCCUGGCUAAGAUACUGGCAAGAUGGAAAGAAUAUAAUGCCCAACUUGAUUCCUGCAAUGAUGCGGAUAAGCCGGUUCGGAAAGUUCCCGCCAAAGGGUCGAAGAAGGGAUGUAUGAAAGGUAAAGGAGGGCCUGAGAACUCGCGGUGUAACUACAGAGGUGUAAGGCAAAGGACUUGGGGAAAGUGGGUUGCUGAAAUCCGAGAGCCUAACAGAGGAAACAGGCUCUGGCUAGGUACUUUUUCCACUGCCAUUGGAGCUGCCCUUGCAUAUGAUGAAGCGGCAAGGGCAAUGUAUGGUUCUUGUGCGCGUCUCAACUUUCCCAACGUUUCCGUUUCCAGUUUCUCUGAGGAAUCUUCCAAAGAUUCUCCAGCUGCAAAUCAAUCUGGUUCCCCAAUGGCAGUGACGGCACAUACUGAGUCCAUGAUAUCGCCAAAUAACUCCAGGGUAGGUGAUGCAGAGGAUAUGGAUAUGGAAUCUAUUUCCUUAUCCUUAGGUGUAAAACACGAGAAUGGGGAUGGUGAAUCAGGGACCAAUUCGUCCCCUCCUUCAUCCUCAUGAUGUACAUUUGGAUAUCGCCAGAAUUUUCAGUGCUUCUACUUGUUAAUGAUUAGCUUAGGGUUAAUGAAUCUUGAUAUUUGGUCCUGGAGAUUAGCUGUUGUAAAACUAAAAUGAACUUGGUUGAAAAAUGGUCAUUUCUUCUGGUUUUGGCCUAAUGCACUCUGGAUAUCCGGUUAAUUUUUAACUCAUAAGAUGUGAAAUAUACUCUACCUUCCCUGAUGUAAAAUCCCCUCACCCCCUCAAUCUUUUUGCCAUUUGUUGUUGUGUCUAUUUUAGACUGCAUAAUGUGGUGUGAUUUGUCCUGCUAAACUAAUAUUAUACCACUGAAUGUGUGAACGUGGUUUAUUUAAUUGUAAAUAUUUUCAUUUCU
This is a messenger RNA of Abrus precatorius (Indian licorice), 1212 nucleotides long. Its product is annotated as putative dehydration-responsive element-binding protein 2H. Gene Ontology annotation, molecular function: transcription cis-regulatory region binding; DNA-binding transcription factor activity. The record is from RefSeq and is a predicted model, not a curated record. Lineage: Eukaryota; Viridiplantae; Streptophyta; Magnoliopsida; Fabales; Fabaceae. The coding region runs from base 243 to 842 and encodes 199 amino acids. The transcript has 2 exons. Gene Ontology annotation, biological process: positive regulation of DNA-templated transcription; response to stress. Gene Ontology annotation, cellular component: nucleus.